Molecule: messenger RNA, 5532 nt
Organism: Bradysia coprophila
Lineage: Eukaryota; Metazoa; Arthropoda; Insecta; Diptera; Sciaridae
Biological process (GO): DNA integration
Molecular function (GO): nucleic acid binding
Source: RefSeq, a predicted model, not a curated record
AUGGAUAGUAAAGGCGUUCAACGUAAGAGCGAACGCUCAAACAAAGGAGUACCUCCAUCACGUUUUGGAUUUCCGGAUAUUCGAAUUGAAAAUAUCGGAUCUGAAGAUGGUGCAAUUGGAGGCAACAGUACCGUGGAAAACCAACCUAAUGAAGGUGCAAUUGGGAUCGGGGAUCAAACAACCAUUGAAAAGACUGUGAUCCAGUCAAAGAAAUAUGCUAAGUCUGUCUUGUCGAAAAGCGGUUCAAAGAUGAGCAGACGUAGUACAAGAGAGAUUCAACAUAUAAAAGAAACCAUGGAAAUUGAAGCGGAGCUCCAUGAACUCGAAAUGAUGGAGAUAAAAAGGAAGAAAGAUUUCCUUUUACGAAACAAGCAGUUGAAAAUGGAUCUGAAGCAAGAAGAAGACGCGAUGUCCAGUAUCGACGAUGAACUUGAAGAAGCGGAUGAUCCGAUUAUGCAGCCACUGGGAUAUGACCAGCGUAAAAGAAACGUAAGGGAAUGGAUAAACAAUAUGGAAGAUCCGAUUCAUUUCGGCAACUGCCGUCAUCAACAAAAUCUGGAGAGCACACGCCAGAACCAAUUCGAAACUUCUGUUCACAACGAUGUGUUGAUCGCAGCUUUCAAGGCACUGGAAAUGAAGGAAGCCAAAGACCUUCCAAUAUUCAGCGGAGAUGUUGUUUUGGAGUGGCCUAACUUUAUUAGCGAAUUUCGACGAUCAACCGAAGAAUUCAAAAUCACACCGAACCGAAAUUUGCGUCGCUUGAAUAAGGCACUUACGGGAGCAGCACGAACAAGUGUGCAAACACUGUUAACGUCGCCUGACAACAUUGAGCAAAUCAUUUCGCAUUUGGAAACGAGUUUUGGUCGCCGCGAGUGGAUCUUGGAACACUUGGUGCUAGAAUUACGCAGCUUACCAGUCAUGAAAGAAGAAAACAUCCAUCAAUUCAAGCUCUUCUACAGUAAGCUAUUUGGUGCUGUAACAACGAUUAACAACAUGAGAGCUCAUAACUAUCUGGAUAAUCCCGAAUUGCUAGUAAAUCUAGAGGACAAAUUGCCACCUACCACGAAGAAUUUCUGGAUCCAUUUCAAGGCCGAAUUAUUGCGACGACGGACAAAGGUAAAUAUCGAAGCUUUAGGCGAUUGGUUCAAGUACGAAUUAGAUGCACAAUUUGCUGGGUUGUCGGUAAAGGACGUUAUGAAGAAAUCAAGCAAAGCUACAGUCCUGGCUAUUGAUUCGCUACCAACAAAAAGAGAAAAAUGGUGCCAUAAAUGCAAAGGAGCAGUUGGACACUAUUUACAAGAUUGCAACGACUUCAAAAAGCUAACAAUCGACAAGCGCAGAGAUUUCGUCAGGCAAAAUAGUAUUUGCUUCAUGUGCUUCAGAAAAGGACACCAAGCUAGCGUUUGUCGGAAAAAGGAUUCAUUGCCGAAAUGCUCCAAGUGUAACAAAGAUCAUGCUGAUAUAUUGCAUGCCGACAACGCCCAAGUCAACAUCGUUCAAAAUACCGAAAAUAACGUCAAAGAAGUCCGCUGCAUCCAAACAAGUGAUGUUCUGCUGAAGAUAGCGAUGGUCGUUUUGAAAGGUCCAUUGAAAACCAUGAUCGUUCCAGCAUUCUUCGACGAAGGUUCAACAGCAACAAUGAUGGACGAGGAUUUAGCAAACGAUUUGGGUUUGGAAGGAGCGACUAGUCCUAUUACAUACCGUUGGACAAAUGAUAUCGUCCGGACAGAUAACGAGUCACGAAUCGUAAGUGUAACUGUGUCUCCGGCAAAUCAAAUUGGAAAGUUCUACGAUCUAACGAACAUACGAACGGGUAAGAAUUUGGCGCUACCAUCUCAAAAAUUCGACGUCAAUCAGAUUUUGAAACUGCAUCCAUAUCUGCGUGGAGAAGAACUACAAGCUAUUUCAAACGUUCAACCGUUACUAUUGAUUGGAUCGAAUAAUGGACAAUUGACUGUAUCAUUGAAAACAGUUCAACACCGGAUCAAUGGACUAAUCAAAUGUAAGUCUCGUCUAGGAUGGACGAUCCAUGGACCUAUCUAUGAACACGAAGUAACGGAAUCGACAUUAGCCGUUCAUGUAUGUGCACACAACAUUUGGGAAACAGAAAAAGAAGAGAACUUGAGCGAUCUGAUCAGAAAGUCAUAUGAAAUUGAGGAUUUCGGUAUAAAGACGGAGACCGAAAAAUUGUCAGAAGCGGACGAAGCUGCAUUGAAUAUCAUGCGAAGUACAAUGAAGAAAGUUGGAGACAAAUUCGAAAUUGGACUUCUGUACAAGAAUCCGGACCAGAAAUUUCCAACGGAAGAAAGCAAACAAAUGGCGAUGAAACGUUUACACUUGAUUGAGAAGAAAAUGGAUCGCAACGAAAAGUUCGCCGACGAAUACAUUCAACGAGUGCAAGAUUACGUGAGAAAGGGGUACGCAGAAAAGCUGACUGGAGAUGAUAUGAAAGAAACUGCAAACACUUAUUAUCUACCUCACUUCGAUGCAUACCACCCAAACAAACCAGGGAAAUUUCGUUGGGUCAUGGACGCAAAGGCUAAAGCGGGUGAGUAUUCGCUAAACGAUUUACUGCUUCAAGGUCCAGACUUGGUGCCAUCAAUGCUGGCAGUUAUCUGGCGAGCACGCUUGAAACCGAUUGGGAUGAAUUCCGACAUCACCGAAAUGUUCCAUCAAGUUGAGAUUCGUAUUCAAGAUCGAAACAGUCAACGAUUUCUAUUCCGAGGGAAGGAUAGAAAUAGAGCACCUGACGUAUUUAGAAUGAAGGCAAUGAUAUUUGGAGCUAAUUCAUCACCGUCAUGUGCGCAGUACGUAAAAAACGAAAAUGCAAAGACCUACGAAAAGGAAUUUCCCGGCGUUGAACGUGCAAUUGUGAAACAGCAUUACGUCGACGAUUACGUUGAUUCUACUGAUACAGUCGAAGAAGCAGUCACGCUUGCAUCAAACGUUACGACAGUGCACGAAAAGGGCGGAUUCAAACUGGUAAAAUGGAUUUCGAACUCAGAUGAAUUCAUGCGACGUAUCCCGGAAGAAAUGAGAUUGCCUAAUCAUGAUAAAGUCGAUGACGUUCGAAUGUUGGGACUCAAAUGGGACUUCAGAAACGACGAAUUAGUAUUCGAUCUGGACUUCAAGAAAUUCAACCAAGAUCUUUUGAACGGCAAAACUGUCCCAACAAAGCGACUUAUGCUGAAAUUCUUGAUGAGUAUCUUCGAUCCGCUCGGUGUGAUGGCGCCAUUAGUAAUCAAGCUGAGAAUAAUUUACCAGGAGCUAUGGCGGCUAGGAAUUGGAUGGGACGAUCAAGCACCAAAGGAAGUAUUCGAACAAUGGGUCGUAUGGCUAAACGAAACCAAAUCAAUACAACAAGUACGCAUUCCCCGUUGCUACUUUCCAGAAGUUUGUGUUUUUACGAACAUUCAGCUGCAUUCAUUUUCCGAUGCUGGCGAGAACGCAUACUGCACAAUGACAUUCAUCCGUGUCGAAAUGGUCGACAAAAUAUAUGUUGCACUUAUUCAAGCGAAAAGCAGAGUCGCACCACUGAAACCAUUGACGGUUCCACGCCUUGAAAUGCAAGCAGCAGUUUCUGGUAGUCAGCUGACUGACACAAUCGAAAAGGAAUUGGGAAUUCCAAUCAAAAAGCGAUUCUUCUGGGUCGACUCAACCCUCGUACUUGGAUGGAUUAAUACGAACCAAAAAUUAGGUCCAUUUAUCGGCAGUCGUGUAUCAAAAAUUCUUGACUGCUCCGAAAGAGAGGAAUGGUAUUGGAUUCCUACAGACAUUAAUACAGCGGAUCUGGCAACGAAAACCUCAAAUGAAGUUAAUUUGUCUAAAACUGCAACAUGGUUCAAUGGACCCGAAUUUUUACACUGGCCGGAAUCCGAUUGGCCAAAUUUCACUCCACCUCAGCCAAAAAAAGCCGAAAUUGUAAUGUUCCAUCAAGAAUUGCUGCCACCAGAGGAAGUAAUUGCAUCGAUCAGUUUGGAACAUCCAGGGCACUCUAUGCCAGACGUCAAUCGAUUCUCCAAAUACAAUCGAUUGGUACGUGCUACCGCAUACGUCCUAAAAAUGGUCAACACACUUAAAUUGACGAAGAAGAAUCGACCUGGAAAUUUAUCGAUUGAGGUACACGAUAUACGACGCGCCGAAACUCUUUGGUACAAAAAAGCUCAGUUCGAUUGUUACUCACGAGAGAUCCACGAUUUGAAAACGAAAAGCGUCGUAAAGAAGUCGAGCUGCCUUUAUCCACUCAGUCCGUACAUCAACAGUGAAGGCGUAAUCUGCAUGCGUGGUCGUAUUCCAGGAACGAACCCAAUUAUAUUGCCUCAAAACCACCGAUUCACAAAGCUGCUCAUACAGUGGUAUCACGAAAUCAAUUUACAUCAAGGAGUCGACACAGUCAUUAACCAUCUACGAGAACAAUUUUGGAUUCCUCGAUGUCGAACAACAGUACGAGAAUCAUUCAAGUCGUGCAUGAUGUGCAGAGUAAAGAAACCGAAAGUCAAACUGGUGGAAAUGGGUGACAUCCCUAAGGAACGCUCCGAGCAAUGUGAAUUUCCAUUUACGUUCACUGGUGUGGACUACUUCGGCCCAAUGAUGGUAAAGUAUGGACGGCGAUAUGAAAAAGUUUGGGGUUCACUCUUUACCUGCCUAACCACAAGAGGAAUUCACGUCGAAUUGGCAUCGUCACUCAACACCAAUUCAGCAAUAAUGGCAAUUACACGAUUCAUGAAUAUUCGGGGUGUCCCGAGGAAGGUAUUUUCCGAUCAUGGUUCCAAUUUCGUAGGAACGGAUAACGAGUUGACUGAAUUCGUCAAAAAUUUGGACCAUGAAACAAUACUUAACAAAUUGUCAGUCAGAGGAGUGGAAUGGAAAUUCAACUGUCCAGCAGCACCAAAUCGAGGUGGGGCCUGGGAACGUAUGGUUCGAUCAGUUAAGGAAGGACUGAAUGCAUUGAUAGAAACGAAAUUUCCAAGUUUUGAAGUCCUAUCGACAGCCAUCUCCGAAGUGGUGAACACCGUGAACAAUCGACCGUUGACUUACAUAUCAUCUGACGUUGACGACUUCAACAUAAAGGCAAUUACACCGAACGACAUUAUACUACUUCGAACCAACCACUCUCAAUACGAUGUCAAAAUGGAAUACAAUUUUCGGCCGACACAAACUUGGAAACUGGCACACAAAAUCGCGGACGAAUUUUGGUAUCGAUGGGUGAAAGAAUAUCGACUAUCGCUUAUCAAACGAGCAAUAUGGCCGGAUAGUCGCGACAACCCUCAUCUGAAAGUGGGCGAUUUGGUCCGAAUCGUUGACGAAAAUGAAAUCCGUGGACGUUUUCCCAAAGGAAUCAUAACGAAAGUUUUUCCAGACAAAAGGGGCAUCGUACGAACGGUCAAAGUGGACACUAUCAUCGGCAACGACAGGCGAAGCUAUACUCGGCCGAUUUCGAAAAUCGCUAAAAUCAAUCUGUCCGAAGGGUUGGAGGAUGUUGAUGUGGAAAACACCGUCGAUCAGCAUAAUCAAAGUGGGCAAUUGAAAUGA